Euleptes europaea (tarantolino) is the source of this 10647-nucleotide messenger RNA. RefSeq names its product striated muscle enriched protein kinase (gene SPEG). Lineage: Eukaryota; Metazoa; Chordata; Lepidosauria; Squamata; Sphaerodactylidae. Bases 12 to 10427 code for a protein of 3471 amino acids. The transcript is spliced from 41 exons. Gene Ontology annotation, molecular function: protein binding; ATP binding; protein kinase activity. Gene Ontology annotation, biological process: protein phosphorylation; muscle cell differentiation. The record is from RefSeq and is a predicted model, not a curated record.
AGGCCUCAAGCAUGAAGAAAUCUCAGGGACUGAACAACCUCAGCCAGGCCGCAGAAGAGGCUGUGGGGAGAGGACGGGGCCAGGGGAGAGGCCCUCCAAGCCCUGCCAUCCCUCCUAAGAGAGCCAAAGUUGCAGCUGAGCAGGGGGACCCUGCCGCCCCAGUCUUCCUGCAGGAGCUGAAGGACACAGCUCUCAGCCUCGGCCGCAAUAUUCCGCUGAGGGUGGUAGUGGCUGGCAGCCCCCGGCCGCAUCUCAGCUGGUACAAAGAGAAGGUGCCUGUUGCCCCCACUGAGGAGGAGGAGGAGGAGGAAGAGGACAAAGAGGAAGAGGAGUAUGGCAGCUUCUGGAUCCGCAACAGCAAAGUGAUUGAUGGUGGGGUCUACUCUUGCAUAGCCAAGAAUGAGCAUGGCGAAGCUGUCACCAGCGCCACGGUGACGGUCACAGAUGUGGAAGACUCGGAGACGGGAGAGGAUGAUGCCGGCAGCACACAGGUGACCCAACGCAGCCAGCUCCAAGAUGAGACAACCUAUAGCUCCCCUACAGGGGAGUCGGACACGCUGGUGGAUGCCUCCAUGAAGACAACUCCGACCUCGGUGCCAGGCCUGUCUCAGACAGAUGAGCACUCCAGUUGGUCAGGGAGCCAGACAACGGUGUUGGAGAAGGAUCCAGAUGCUGGCCCCACGGUGAAGGGACCCUACCUGCACCCCAGCAUUCCAAGGCAAGCACCUGCCGAGGCCCGGCACCUGGGGGUGGAGCCGCUGGUGCGGGCAUCACGGGCGGAGCUGAUUGGCGUGGCCCCGGGGUCCGAGGACAGCCUGUCUCUGGGGAGCGACCCCUACGGCAGUGCCUUCAGCUUGUACCGGGGCCGUGCCCUCUCCCUGCACGUUAAUCUCCCCCAAGGUGGGUACCGAAGGGAUGAUACCACCACCACCAGCAAAACCAGCACAAAUACCCUCCAUCCACCUGCACAGAAACCUCCUCUCCAGCGGCCUGUGUCCCCCCGAGCAGGGCAAUGUCCAGUCCAACCACCUGGAGCCAGCCGUGGCCCCACACCCCCGGUGGCUCCUCGCAGGAAGCUGCUGAUGCCUCCUGAGUUCCAAGACACAGCAUCAGAGGAGUUUGAUGAAAAGCUGAAGCGCCCUAAGUCAUCUGGCUACUCUCAGACUGGCACAGGAGAAUCACGGCCCCAGACACCACUGAGCGAGGCCUCCAGCCGUGUGUCCGUCCUCCGCCCAUCUCCCAAGCUGCCACGAUCAGGUUCUAAGAUCUUUGACAAGCUCAAAUUCUUUGAGGAGCGUAGGAAAAGUCUGGAGCAUAAUGAGAACCCUUUUGCCGACCACAAGUGGCUACCACUACGGAAGACACGCUCGUUCGAUCAGGUUGGCUUUGAUGAUGUAAGUCCCUUCAUGCCAACUGGGUCUCAGGAGGACUUGCAAGAGGAUGCCUGCUCAGAAUGGGGAGGUGUGGCCUGCCGGCGCCGUGCCUUCCAUCAAAAGGCAGCUUCCCUGGAUGAGCGUGGCCGCUUCUCCCGCCAUGUGUUUGACCUUGAGCACAAAUUCACUGAGGAACUUGGUCGCAUCAAGCGCACUGUGUCUCAGCAACAACUUCGACGAUCACAAGAAUUGUUUCGAUCCCCAUCUCCACAUAACUCCAUUGAGCCUCCUGCCCCCCGAGUUCCACCACCACGAAAGCUGAAACCACUCAAGGCUUUGCCACCUACAGAGAAUGCACAUGGUGUGCAGCAGCUGGUGUUGUCCAGUGUGGGAUUAGUGGGACCCAGAGAUGAGCCCAAGGGGAUACAGAAGCCUCUGUCAAGAAGUGGGGCAACAGGUGAGCUGACUGGAGGACAGGACAGAGGCUGUAAGGAAACCGAGAUGAAUGGACAGGCUCUGCGGCAGAAGGUGGAGCAAUGCCCACUGUCCUGUGCUGCCCCAUUGAGACAGAGGGACCCAUCACAGACUGGGCCUCUUGAGGUCACGGAUAGCACAGAUGGGGGCUCUGUGAACAUGUCAAAAGGGAGUCAUGAAUCAAAGGGUCCAGGUGAGGCCUCCCAUGUCCGCAAACGGGAAUCAGGCCAGGAUGGACAUUCUCUGCCCUGGACCAAGACUGGAACAGAAUCAGGCACAGAUAAAAGCAGGACAGGAACCCAUGGCACGAGCAGAGAGUCAGAGAGAAAGGCUGGGAAAGUGUCAGAGAAAAAGGACAAUGCAUGGCAGCCUCAAGAAGGGAAGAGCACACGGAGCAGAGGAAAAGGCCGCCGGUCCCACAGAAUGUCACCUGAACCAGAAUCCUCUGAUGAUUCCUACAUCUCAGCGGGUGAGGACCCACUGGAGGCACCCAUCUUUGAGAUCCCUAUCCAGGAUGUAACAGUCACAGCUGGAACUGAGGUGCUGCUCAGAUGUAUAAUCACUGGCAACCCUUCCCCAGAAGUGUCAUGGCGGAAAGAUGGGAUCCCCUUUCGGAGCAGCGCCCCUCGCCCGAUCAAAGCAGAGGGCGAGCGCCACACCCUGCUGGUCAGGAGCGCCCGCGUGGCUGACGCCGGCCUCUACUCCGUUUGCGCGACCAACGAAGUGGGCGAAGCCUGCUGCAGCGCCAUCCUGACCGUGCGAGCAGCUCCCCCAGACAGCCACAGUCGACUGGCACCUCCCCAUGAACUCAGCAGCCCUGUCACAUCGGAUGAAGAGUACUUGAGCCCCUUGGAGGAGUUCCCCGAAGCUGGCACUCCUCGGCAUCACCGUGCCAUGAGAGGGCAACCCCGAUCUGAGAUCAGCCCAGCCCCUGUGCAUGUGGGCAUCAACUUCAAGGCUGCCCCAUCCUUUGAGGUGGCACUGAGUGACCAGACAGUACCAGAGGGACAAGAUGUAGUCUUGCGCAUUCAGGUGCAGGGGGAGCCCAAGCCCAUUGUGCACUGGCUGAAGAAUCGACACCCAGUAAAAUAUGGGCGGCGCAUUUCUGCUGUGGAGGAGGGUGGCUCCUUUUGCCUACAUAUCCGAAUGGUGGAGUGCACUGAUGCUGGCUAUUAUGCCUGCAAGGCCAUCAACGAGUAUGGCACCAAGCAGUGUGAGGCCAAGCUUGAUGUGCAAGUGCACCCUGAGACCCAGUCCCUGGCCGUGCUGGCACCCCUGCAGGACAUGGUGGUGGGGGCUGGGGAUGCUGCUAUCUUCGAGUGCCUGGUGUCUGGCCCACCGGAUGUGGACGUGGACUGGCUGUGGCGGGGGCGCCUGCUCCAGCCUGCCUUGCUCCAGUGCAAGAUGCAUUUCGACGGGCGCAAGUGCAAGCUGCUGCUUACCUCUGUGCAUGAAGAUGAUAGUGGUGUCUACACGUGCAAGUUAAGCACGGCCAAAGAUGAGCUGACCUGCAGUGCCAAGCUGACAGUAUGGCCUUCACACCAGCCCCUCUUCACCCGCAAAUUGGAAACCGUGGCUGUGGUGGAGGGACGGGCUGCACGAUUUGACUGCAAGAUUAGUGGGGAACCCCCACCAACUGUCGUCUGGACUCGCUUUGGCCAGCCUGUGCAAGAAGGGGAAACCGUGCGUUUGCAGCAAGAUGGGGGGCUGCACUCAUUGGUCCUCCUACACGUGAGCUCUGAGGAUGAGGGUCAGUACGGGGUGAGUGCCAGCAACAAGCACGGCCGGGCUGAGUGCACUGCAGAGCUGUACGUGGAGGAGCCCCGUCCUGCAGCUAGCUCCCAGAUCUCCAAGCUGGAGAAGAUGCCAUCUAUUCCAGAGGAGCCAGAACAAGGAGAGAGUGAAGUGGAGCGUUUCACCAUGCCUGACUUCUUGCGACCACUGCAUGACCUGGAUGUGGUAGACUCCAAGGAAGCUGUUCUAGAGUGCCAAGUGGCUGGGCUACCCUACCCUUCCAUCACCUGGUUCCACAACGGCCGGCGCAUUGAGAGCACAGAUGACCGCAGAAUUAUACAGUACAAGGAUGUACACCGCUUGGUCUUCAUUUCUGUCAGCCAUGCCCAUGCUGGGGUUUAUAAAAGCGUCAUUGCCAACAAAGUGGGCAAGGCCACCUGCUAUGCACACCUUUAUGUCACAGAUGUGGUGCCGACCCCUCCAGACGGGCCACCCACCGUAGAUACUGUCACUGGCCGAGCUGUCACACUGCAAUGGAACAAGCCCAAGUGGCUGGACUCCGCUAUUGAUCCUGCCUCUGUCACCUACACUCUCCAACAGCAGAUCCUGGGCACCAGCCACUGGACUGUUUUGGCCACGGGCGUGUGUGGCACCAGCUAUACCAUUCUGGCUCUGACCAAGGGUAUCCGGUACUUGUUCCGUGUCCUGACAUCGACAGCCAAGGCCAACAGCAAGCCCUCUCCUCCCAGUGACCCAGUGCAGCUCCUUGACCGAGGCCCCUACCUAGAAGAGGCUCCCGUGGUCCUGGACAAACCGGAUGUGGUCUAUGCUGUAGAAGGGCAACCAGUCUACGUCACUGUAACUCUCAACCAUGUAGAGGCUGCUGUCACCUGGAGGAGGUCUGGUGUGGUGCUGAAAGACAAUGACCCCAACUGGGAGAUGAGUAUGCCUGAUGAUGACCAGCAUUCAUUGAGAUUCUUCCGGGUUGGCAAAGGUGAUGUAGGGGAAUUGACCUGCGAGGUGAGCAACCAGCAUGGAUAUGACCACUGCUUCAUCAGCUUGGAGCUGGCAGAGGGACCCUGCUUUGAAUCGAUCAUGGAAGACAUUGAAGUCGGGGUGGGUGAGACACCACAGUUUGCCGUGGUGGUAGAGGGCAAACCUCUUCCAGACAUCAUGUGGUAUAAGGAUGAGGUGCUCCUAACUGAAAGCAACCACCUGAGCUUCGUGUAUGAAGAAAGUGAAUGCUCACUGGUUGUACUGAACACCACAGAGCAAGAUAGUGGGGUCUAUACAUGCAUUGCACGCAACCUGGCUGGAGAAGUGUCUUGCAAGGCCGAGCUUGUCGUUCGUGCAGCUGCACCAGAUGCUGAUGCCGCACUGGCAGAGAAGGAAUCACACACCACUCGUCACCUGGCUGACUAUUAUGAUGUGCAUGAGGAGAUCAGCAGGGGAGCUUUCUCAUAUGUUCGACGAGUGUCUCAGAAGAGCUCUGGUUUGGCCUUUGCUGCCAAGUUCAUCCCUUGCCGUGCCAAGGCCAAGAAAUCAGCGCGCCGUGAGCUGGGCAUCCUAGCUCAGCUGGACCACGAGCAUAUCGUCUACUUUCACGAUGCCUUUGAGAAGAGGAAUGCUAUCAUCAUUGUCAUGGAGCUCUGCACAGGAGACGAACUGCUGGAGCGGAUAGCAAGAAAACCCUCCGUGAGCGAAUCUGAAAUACGCUCCUAUAUGCGGCAAGUCCUGGAGGGCAUCAGCUACCUCCACCGUCACGGCAUCCUGCACCUUGAUAUUAAGCCUGAAAACCUGCUGCUGGCUGAACCAGGCAGUGAUCAGGUGAGGAUCUGUGACUUUGGCAAUGCCCAGGAACUGACUCCAGACGAGCCACAGUACUGCAAGUACGGCACCCCUGAAUUUGUAAGCCCUGAGAUCAUCAGCCAGAGCCCCGUCUCCAGUGUCACCGAUGUUUGGCCAGUGGGAGUCAUCACAUACUUAUGCCUUACAGGAAUCUCCCCAUUUGUGGGUGAGAACGACAAGACCACACUCAUGAACAUCCGCAACUACAACGUAGCUUUUGAGGAGAGCAUGUUCACAGGACUGACGCGAGAGGCAAAAGGCUUUGUUAUCAAAGUGCUGGUUAAUGAUCACCUGAGGCCCAAUGCAGAGCAGACCCUAGAACAUCCCUGGUUCAAGACACUGGCAAAGGGCAAGAGCAUCAGCACGGAUCAUCUCAAGCUGUUCAUAUCCCGUAGGAGGUGGCAGCGCUCCCAGAUUAGUUACAAGUGCAACAUGGUGCCACGGCCUAUCCCUGAGCUUCUGGAGGACACAUCUAGCCACUUGUCCAUUGCUGUGCCACGCCUUCUCAAGGAGACUUCAGUGCUGUCCUCAUCUUCUGACUCUGAUGACCCAGAAGAAUUGCCCUAUAUCCCCAUGCCCCAUCAGCCUGAAUUUUCUGGUUCUCGCAUGUCUCUCACUGAGAUCCCCACAGAUGAUGAGCCUCUGGGCCCAGAUGGUGCUCCAGUGGAUGAAGAAGGUACGUCCAUGGAAUGGCAGGAUGAAGGACAGGGAGUUGCAGUGGACACCAAGAGAAAGGAAGAGGUGGAGUCUUCUGUCAGGAGGCAGAAGGGUAUGUUGCCACGAAAGCGCUCCACAGAGGCUGAGGAGCUUGGCUGUUCUGACGAGGAGGCUCGUGACACCAGGAAGAGAUCUGAAUACCCCAGGAAGGCCCUGAAGAAAGGUUCUAGUCUGGAUUCCCCAGAAGCAUCAGACAAGACUUCACACAAGAGGGAGCUGCGUCGUGGCAGUUCUGCCGAUAGCGCCCUAUUGCUUAGCCUUCCCUCAGAUGAAGCCGAGUAUCAGUCUCAUUCCCGUAAAAAACUGAUCAAGGCAGCCUCCAUGGAGUUGCCCCAUCGGAGCCCCAGCCCUGGAACAUUGUGCCACAGGAAGGGUGGUUUGCCUGAGGAAGAAUACACUCAGCGUUUGGAGCUUAUGCGCCAACGCUUGCUACGUGGCAGUCCUGUGGAUGGCAAAUUAAGUGGAUUGCGUGGACCCCUGCUAGAGACACUUGGCCUUGAGAAGAAGGUGUCGAGGCCUCCCAGGCUGGAGAAACAGCUGUCCCCUGGACAUAAGAUGGUGCGUGCAGCGUCUAGCGAGGCAGCUCCUCAGCAACUGCCCCCUGAGGGGCGCCUCCUCCAAAAGAGCAGCUCCUUCAGCCAAGGUGAUGGGGAGCCUGUUAUCCUGCACCGCCGCUCAGGAGCACCACUAGAAAUCCCCUUGGCACACACUGAGGCCCAGAGAUUAAAAGAGACACCGUCACUCUCAGCUUUGAAUGAGUCCAGACCACACACACCGCAUGAGGUUCCCUCCAAGCCACCCACCCCUGAGAUGGAAGAGUCAACAAAGCCUAGUACUAGGCCUGGUUUGAGGAGACCAACAACUAGGGGCUCUGAGGACAAGCCAUUGGCCAGACUCACCAAACCUGAUACCCCAACAUCUGUAAAAGCCAUAGUUCCCCGAAGGGAAUCAAUACCACUUGCACUAGUUUCACCCACUCCUUGCAGCUCAGCACCCAAACGUUCUGCCUAUGCCGAGGUUAUGCAGUCCAUCAUGCUUCCAGCUCACAAGGAGGCAACAGACACUUCUGUUGCUGCCCCAGAAAGUGUACCCCAAAGUUCCUCAGCGGCUAUGCAAUCCCACACUGCUGUCUAUGCCAAGGUGGCAGCUCAGAUGUCUGGCAAAGAGUCAUCUGUCCCAGCUCACUCCUCUAGUACUGAAAACAUCCUGGACAUUGAUUCUGAAGAGGUGUUUGAAGCCAAGUUCAAGAGAAGCCGGGAAGGCUCCUUCAGCAGGGGCCGUAAACUACUUUCCAGGUCAGAGGAGCGGCAGCUGGCUGGGCCCCUGGUGCGAGAAGAAGGCAUCUAUCGGCCCAGUCCAGUGGGUGCUCCACUCGAGCUGUCCAAGACUGUGGCCUCUCGGCGCCUGGGAGAGCGCUCUCGCUCGGUACAAGACCUGCAUGAGGUGGAGAAAGAAACCGGUUUCAUUCGCAGGAUGUCAAUGCGACUCCGACGCACGCCCCCCACUGAAAGAAGGAAGAUCAAGGAGGAGGGAGGAGGAGGAGCCACAGUCCAGGGCCAGCGGCUUCCCAGGGGCCUGAUGUCCAAGGACAAAAAGGACUCAGACAGCCCAGGGUCAGAACCAGGAUCCAGUGAGUCACCCGUCAUGGCUGUACGCAGGAAGAUUGGCACCACCAUGGGGCGUCUCUCCACACACCUACGCAGCCAUUCGCAGCAGCAUGCUGAUGAAGACCAUACAGCCGUGGCCGGUGACCAUAUCAGACAGCCUGAGAAGAGAAUUCCUUUGCUCUCUCAGCUGCGUCGGGCAAAUUCUGAAGGUGAAAAUCUACGCCAGGUGGGCAUCCCACAGAACCAGCUGGCAGCCCAAUCUGCCACUGUCCCUUCCACAGAGUCCUUCCAGUCUGAAUCAUCCACAGGCAAUGUUCCCAGUGAUGGCCAGCGUCGUGGUUCUCGCUGGGAACGCUGGAACAUGUCCCGAGCCAAAAAAGACAAAGUUGCAUCACAGCCCAACAUUCCUGCCAGCCUGCUGAGAGGAGAUGGCGUGGUCAUUGUGAGCCAACCCUACAUGCUCAGCGAGUCAGACUUCCCUCCAGUUUUCCACAUAAAAUUGAAGGACCAGGUAUUGCUGGAAGGAGAAGCAGUGCAACUCUGCUGCCUUCCUGCUGCCAGCCCUGCCCCCCGUAUACUGUGGAUGAAAGAUAAGUGUGCCCUUGUGUCAGAGGGUGUUCUCAACAUUGUGGCAUGUAAAGACGGCCGCCAGCUGCUCACCAUCUCUAAAGCCUCUAAGAAGGAUGCAGGCCUGUAUGAAUGCCAUGCUACAAAUGCCCUGGGCACUGCCACCAGCUCCUGCACAAUAUCUGUUGCACGGCUUCCUGGGAGACCAGGCACUCCAGAAAUCCCCCAGAAGUACAGGAACACAGUUUUGGUUCUUUGGAGGCCAGCAGAUAGCCAGGCACCCUGCACAUAUAUGCUGGAACGCAAGAUGGAUGGGGAGCAUGAGUGGAAAAUAGUCAGCUCAGGCAUUGCUGACUGCUACUUCAAUGUAACGGAUCUUCCAGUUGGGAGCAACAUCAAGUUCCGCGUUGCCUGUGCCAACAAGGCUGGACAAGGGCCCUAUAGCAACCCCUCAGGGAAGGUGUUCAUUGAGAGUGCAGAACUCAAGGCUGCCCACUCAGCUGUCACUGCCAAAAAGAGUAUGACUGCCCAAGAGAAAGUGUCUUCCACCAGAUCCACUCAGACCUCUGCUGACCAGCUUCCCCAGCCAACACUCAAAACCACAGAACCCCUGCCUUCCACUCCUCCAAGGAAGCAGAAGGGAUCAGUGCCUAAACUAGGACAGGCUCAGGCCAAGGAGGAGAAGUCUCUGGCUGCAGAGAAAGAGAAGACCACAACCGUGCCACAUCCCUCCAAAGAUGCAUCUUCUGAAUGUCCAGCCAUCACCGUGUCUUCUCCAGAGCCAGCACUGAAGCCUUCCAGGACUGCAUUGUCUCUUAGCACCCGCAGUGGCUCCACGACCGCCAAGAUUCCACCUGCCCCAGCAGCCACCCCUGGCUCUUCUCUCUCCAAAUUCUCUCCUAUCUCCCCUGCAUUACCAAGCCCCAUGGCACACUCACCUGUGACCAUCUCCCCCAAAGCUCUUCCUUACGUGGCCACUUCUUUUGUCUCUAACCCACCAGCAGCACCCAUGGAAGUGGCAUCCAGUCCCCUGACAACCCCCACUACCGAGGAUGUGCCUUCCCCUACACGUUGGGUGAGUCGGAACGCCACUCCUAGCAGGGACACUGGGAGUGGCGCCCAUGGCUGGCUCACCUCAUCUGCAAAGGAUGACUCAUCCUUACGCCAGGGGGUCCCUCAAAAACCCUACACCUUCCUGGAUGAGAAAGCAAGGGGUCGGUUUGGAGUGAUCCGAGAAUGCAAAGAGAAUGCCACAGGCAAACGCUUUAUGGCCAAGAUUGUGCCCUAUGAGGCGGAGGAUAAACAAAGGGUUCUGCAGGAAUAUGACCUUCUUAAGGGCCUGCACCACGAGCGCAUCAUGGCAUUGCACGAGGCCUACAUCACACCCCGCUAUCUGGUGCUCAUAACCGAACACUGCACAGGGAAGGAGAUCCUCUACCACUUUGUUGACAGGUUCCGUUACUCUGAGGAUGAUGUGGUGGGCUAUGUCACACAGAUCUUCCAGGGGUUGGAGUAUCUGCAUGGACGGCGCAUCAUCCACCUUGAUCUCAAGCCUGAUAACAUUAUUGUCUCCUCCUUAAACACAGUAAAAAUAAUAGACUUUGGCUGUGCCCAAAAUUACAAUCCCCUGGUACUGCGCCAGCUAGGGCACCAUGUUGGCACAAUAGAAUACAUGGCUCCAGAAGUGGUAAAAGGCGAUCCAGUUGGUUCAGCAGCUGAUGUCUGGGGUGUGGGAGUCCUCACAUACAUCAUGCUGAGUGGUCGGUCACCAUUCCUUGAAGCGGAUCCCUUGGAGACAGAGAGCAAGAUUCUGGCAGGGCGCUACGAUGCCUUCAAGCUGUACUCCAAUGUCUCCCAGAGUGCUGCACUCUUCAUUCGCAAGGUCCUCUCUGCCUAUCCAUGGAGCCGCCCAACUAUCAAGGAUUGCUUUGCCAACCCCUGGCUCCAAGAUGCUUACCUGAUGAAGCUGCGGCGCCAGACCCUCACUUUCACCACUAGUCGCCUGAAAGAGUUCUUGGUGGAGCACCAGCGUCGGCGCAAUGAGGUGGCCACCAAGCACAAGGUCUUACUGCGCUCCUACCAUGGCGCCAGCAGCCACAUGCCCUAGCCGUCUGCCCUGCCGGAGGAGCCACAGAACAUUCCAGCAGGGGGCGUGGUGGGCCAAGCACCCGUCCACCCAGCCAGGGUGGGACUGGUCGAUAUACCUCAUGGAUCAGGAAGAGUCGUCAGCACUGGCCGCUGUUCUUCACUCCACCCACCAGACUUGGCAGUAAGCUGCCUUAGAAGGAGUGAAUCAGUGCCUGAUGACAGAAAACGGCAGAUUGACU